Molecule: messenger RNA, 798 nt
Organism: Williopsis jadinii
Lineage: Eukaryota; Fungi; Ascomycota; Saccharomycetes; Phaffomycetales; Wickerhamomycetaceae
Gene: MRPS9
Product: mitochondrial 37S ribosomal protein uS9m
Exons: 1
Coding region: 1-798 (265 amino acids)
Biological process (GO): translation
Cellular component (GO): mitochondrial small ribosomal subunit; ribosome
Molecular function (GO): structural constituent of ribosome; RNA binding
Source: RefSeq, a predicted model, not a curated record
AUGCUGAAGAACUUUGUAAGAUUCCAGUCGACGCUUAAGGCGUUGCGUCCUUCGACCUCGAACGCGGAGUUGGAGCUGAAACGUGUGAUUCCGAAGCACAAGACAUAUUACUCCCCCAAUGCUGAUCAUGAGAACAACCUCAACGAGCUGAAAGAGAUGGAGCGUAAGUACGUGAAUCUCCCUCGUGUUGCGAACGUGCAGGGCAAGUGGCUUUCAAGACAGCAGUACGAGCCGUUGGCGGGAGACGAACGUCUCAAGUCGUCACAGCACAAGCAACUGCUGAAGAGUCUCAACAGGCUAAACUCGAUAGAUCCGCAGUUGAGACCGACGGAGGUUGAGAAUGUGUUGACCAAGUACUCUAGAAGCACCAACAUGAACGACUCCGGGCUGAAGUUGAAACAAUUGGAUCAAUUUGGAAGAUCCAAGACCAUUGGAGGCCGUAAGUCUUCAACUGCGACUGUCUACCUCGUCAAAGGUACCGGUGAGAUCUUGAUCAACGGCAAGCCCCUUAACGAGCACUUCCCAGAGCUCAAGCAUAGAAAGGAGAUCCUGUACCCACUACAGGUUGUUGAGGCUGAGUCUGAAUUCAACGUGUUUGCGCUCGUCACGGGAGGAGGUGCCACUGGCCACUCCGGUGCUAUUGCCAAUGCCAUUGCCAAAGGUUUGGUCAUCCAUAACCCAUUGUUGAAGAACAGACUGUAUAAAGCCGGCUGUAUGACCAGAGACCACAGAAGAGUCGAGAGAAAGAAACCAGGUAAGGUUAAAGCUAGAAAGAGCCCAACAUGGGUCAAGCGUUGA